Molecule: messenger RNA, 7009 nt
Organism: Mizuhopecten yessoensis (Yesso scallop)
Lineage: Eukaryota; Metazoa; Mollusca; Bivalvia; Pectinida; Pectinidae
Exons: 5
Coding region: 387-2360 (657 amino acids)
Biological process (GO): signal transduction
Source: RefSeq, a predicted model, not a curated record
CUGAGGCGUGGAAAUCAUGACAGUACGCAGGAAGCUUAUAACACAGCGUGGAGAUCGUCAUAAGUUCAUUGUACUAGUGAUUUAACUGGGAUCAGAGGGUAUCAAAGCAGGGCAGUCUUACAAAGGCUGGUCGUCCUCUCAUUGUUGUGUGGAGUGUUUGUUGACAUGCAAGGGCCACAGGAAGCUGUAGGGGGCAGGAUUUAGUCCUGAUUACAAUAUAGGCCCCUCCUGUCCAUCUCUGUCUCCUCCUCCUCCUCCUCAGUCGUCUGUGUGUGUAGGCCAGACCAGGACCACAUUCAACCUAUACCUGUCACCAUGGGGAAGCUACCAACUCAUUCAGCUAAUUUGCAGAUCUCCGGUGAUUUGUGUUUGAUACUAUUUUCGUAAUGGAGUUAAAAGUUCGAGUGGAUGGAAUAUUACGGGUUGUGUGUGGGGUGACAGAAACCUCCACCUGUCAGGAUGUCGUCAUUGCUCUUGCCCACGCCAUGGGCAAAACAGGGCGUUUCACGCUCAUUGAGAAAUGGAGGGAAAAUGAGCGCCCUCUUUUACCAGAUGAAUGUCCCGUGAAGAUUUUACAGAAAUGGGGGGAAUAUGCCACGGAGGUGCAAUUAUUGUUGAAGCAUUCUGGGAAACAAAAGACAGACAUUCCACCUACAAAUCAACAAAAGGAGAAUAACAAACCAAAAAUAAACUUGACCUCUGCUCCCCGAGACACAGGGAUUCGUAAGUCAUUGACAUUUAGUGGUGCUCAUCAUGUCGCGCCUGAGGCAGCACGGCCGCGUCAGAGAUAUUUACAGAUGGGAAAGAACUUAGACAAACAUGAAACCAGUUCUGUAAAUUCUCAACCAAUCUUGCCUCGGCACAGAGAGGUUAAACAGAAUCCAGUUUAUGGGGUUGGUGUUCGCUUGAAAGCUACGCAAGGAGGAGAACCUCAACCAAAUAUUCUACCCCUUAAUAGCCAUAAUAGUGUAAACUCUGACCUUGACCCCCGUGUUCAGCUCCAUUCCCAAGUUCAGGGGGAAAAUGUGUAUCCAAGGGAAAGAACUCAUGUAAAUCCAGAUCCACAUCCUUCUUUACUACAGCAAACUGGGCCUCGGACUCGUCAGGCUCAGCACAGAACUGAGCACCAUAGAGUUGCCUCCCCUUACAAUAAUUUCCAGCAGGCAGGAGGAUCUCAUAGCAAAACAACCAAUCAUUCAUUCUCUCAUCAACACAGUUCUGGCAUUACCAAUACCCAUGGAAAUGUUAAACCAAGUAUAGGUAGCAACAAUAACAAUGAAAGCAGUAUUUCUAUCUUGCCUUUGGUGCAGAAUCGUGUUUCGCGACCUUCAGCAUUUCAACCGGUUCCACAGAAACCAAGGGCUGACAGCCUUGAUCUGACUCAGCCAGCACAUGCAAUAGGCAGUCUCCCUGUAUACCACGCACGUCCUGUCAACAGUGAGGUUGAGGAAUAUGACCUUGACAGUAACUUUCCAGAUGUUCUUAAAAACUCCCGUAAGGAGGUGCUGAUUGAAGAAUACACCAUGCCUGAUGAUCACCACAAUGGAAGUGCGUUAGUGGGUGUCAAAGAGGUCCUUGAACCUGACCCUCAGGUGGUGAAGAUGCAGAGACUUGUGUCCCAGCAACAGGAAAGAAUACGAAUGCAGGAGUCCCAGUUACAGAUGAUAGAUACAGAACUGGUAAGCCUGGAGGAUGAGGAUCGUCAAAGUCUAGACCAGAAACACAGCAUCGGGGAGGAGAUGACGUGUCUACAGCAGACCUACAAUCAGAACGAGGCUGAAGUGGUUCAACUCGCAGCUGUCAGUUGGGUUGACAUAAUCAAUGCGGAGAAAACCCGGGAGAAAUCCUACAGAUCUGAUAUACUUAUUGUUAAAGACAAAACUGACACUUGUGUUAAGGACCUUGAAAUUAACAAUGAAAAGAUUUCGGAACUUGAAAAACAGGUCACCUCAGAAAAACAGGAACUGGAGGAGUGCAGGCAGGAACAGGAAAGGGAGAUCACUCAAAUUAGAAAGGAUGCUGAGGAUGUCAAGGGAGAAUUGGAAAAAGGUGUAAAAACAUUUAAUACAGACUCAAAAUGCAUGGAGGAGGUUGAAGAAGAAUUAAAAAGUUCAGAUGAGAAAAAAGAAAGCCAGAGCAAGGAAGUUGAAACUCUGGAGAAACAGAUAAAGGAAGUCAACAUUCAGGAGCUUAACAUGGUCGGUAAAGGAGAGAAGUCUGGAAAAAAUGGCAAGGCUGUGCUGCAAGCCUUGGAGGGUCGUCUCUCACCUCACCCCGGCCUGGGAGGGAGGAAGUAUAUUGCCAGUCCUCUCAGUAAAGUCCUCUCCGUCAGCAAGAACCCUAAUGGGGUGUGGGUGUGAGGGAACUGGAAAAUGUCCUACUAUACUAUAUAAGACUUGGACAUAUGAUCAGACAAAAUCCUCCACAGCUGAGGAUGGGAAAACUUCAUCUCUCAUUAAUUCCUCUCCAGCAGAAACAACUUUUAUGGGACUGCAUCUUGUCAUUUCAUUUUUUACAAAACAUUGCAAUUCCUAUAGACCACCCCACACAAUAUCUGCAUUCCUUUCCAUUGUGACCAUGCGUUAUGUAAUCACUAUAGUGUUAUGUGAUGGAGACAGGAGAUCCUGUUAGACAGAAAGUGAUGCUGUAUGAAUAAUUAUCAUGUAAAGAAGACAAGGACUGUUAAAUCAAUGAAAAUAUUAUCAAUGAUAGGUCAAUGUUCUAACUUAGGAAAUAAAUGUUUUUAAGUACUGUAGCUCUGACCACCUCUAACCUAGCAUCACUUCGGGCACAUACAGGUACAAUUUUUUUAAAGUACAGGUUAUAGAGAAGGUCUUGAAAGAUAUGUGGAAGAUAUUGUUCAUAUCCACCAAUUUUUAUUGUGAAAAUGUAACUUUCAUAACAAGGGGAGAUAAUUUAGUGAAAAGAAACUGAUGUCUUCAUGAAAUUUGUUUUCUGUUGUUAGCUAUGUUCAUAUGUUACUUUGGAAGUAUCAGCUUAAACUUGUUUGUUCUACACAAAAACCCAUUCCAAUAUGUUUCUGUUAAAUUUGGAUUGUUAAAUAUUUUGAUGUUAUUGUUUUUCUUCUGGUUGUAUUGCAUCUUAAAAAUGAUGUCCAGUUACGUAAAUAAUUAUAAUCAUUGAUGUUGAUUCGUGUACAUAUAGCUGUACUCAGCAUAUUUCAACCAAAGGCAAAAAUAGACAGUUUGACCAUUUAACUAACAUGGACAUAUGAUAUAAUCAGCAAUUUUUUAAAGUCAACACUUUAGAAAAUACAUAUUUGUACUUCGUUAUCAAAUACGAAAUUGUAUCUACAGCUGUUGUAUAUUGACGAUCUGACAAUAUAUGACAGGAAACACGCUGCAGUGAGUUUUAUACAUUUAGGAUGAAAAUGGAACAAAUUCCAGAUUCUAUUUAUCAUAUGAUUUCUCUAUGUAACAUGCACAUAAUCUUUUUGAUCUUAAAAUGAAGCAGAGGAAGCCACCACCAUUGGCCAUUCACUAUGAAGUGAUGAGUGGUGAUGUCUACUCCACAUAAUGGGUAUUAUAACAUGUUACUUUUCUAAGAUUUGUGUAGUGAUGUUAUAACACUAAAGACUAUAAACAGAGGGAUUGUAUUCCUCCUCCUUUAGAGCAGUAGAGGGCUGCUUCUGUUGUAGCUUAUUUCUCUUUCUAUUUUAUGUAAAACAAACAUUUGACAGCUUGUCAUGAAGAGUUAGUCUAAGGUUUUCAUUUGGACACUUUGGUUUGCAAUGAAACGUUAAAAAUAAUAUAUUUGUUCUGAAACAUUUGCAUGGAUCUAUCAUAUGAAAAUCAUUGACCAUGCAGGUUGUUCCUGAGUGUUAGAAAAACAGCCGUUUUGGACAAAAUAACACAGUAGAUACACAAUACUGUAUAACAUGAAAUGUUCGUGGGUAUUUUCUUUCGUGGCUUGAAGCUAUUUAGAUCAUUUUGUGGUACAAGUUUCAUAAAUUCCCAUAUAAACAAAGAUUAGUAAAGUAUAUCAAUUAAAUUUGUUGUAUUUAUUUUCGUGGUUCUUUAGUUUCGUAGCCUACAAGAAAACCACAAAUGUUUGUUGUUUAUAAACAACAAAAAUGUCAUGUUAUAUAAUACAUUAUAGAAUCAACCUACACAUACACAGUAUGAAACAGAAUUCUAAUAGAUUGCUUGUUUUAAGAGGGAAAUACAUUUAGUAUACAUAAUAAUUUAGAUUUUUUGGAGAAAAUAUACCAACUAAAUGUUAUAAUAUGAUGUGUUACUGCAGUUUACUUUCAACCUUUAACUUGCCACGUUAUAAAAAGAAAUGUUUUAUUUGUUAAGAACUUAUUGUAAUAUAACUGGUGUAGAGUAUGUUAAUUUUGUGUCACAUUUGUUUUUGAAUUAUUAAGAAUUAAGAGAAUAUAGUACAUGUAACGAUGUGUAACCUUGAUAAAGCUGUUUUGUUUCAUUUCGUUCUUGAUAUUUAACAUUGGGCAUUUUAAAAAUGUGAAGAAAUCUUAGGGUAUGGUUUGAAAAAGAGCAUAAACAUUUUUCAAGUUAUGAAUGGAAUUAGCUAAACAUUCUAUUUUGUCUUCCAGUUCAAUGUUUGAUCAAUUAGAUAAAUCUGUAGACUGCAUACCAUAAUUUAUUUACUAGAACCAACUUUAAAAGAUUAUUUUAUGAAAUAAGCUUCAAAGUAUUUUAUUAGAGUGUAACUUAUUUAUUUCAUAUAACUGAGUUUGUUGGCAAAAGGACAAUAUUAUUGUGAACUUCAUUAUAAUCUGUAUAUUUUAUUGAUGUUUGAUACUAUAAAGUAUAAUUUUACGUUGCCAUUGUAUAUCAAGACCACAGAUGUAGAAGAAAUUAUAGACUUAAAUUUUGCCAUCCUAUGAUCAGAAUUGUACACAGGGAAGAAAGAGAAUUAAACUGUCCCACUAGGUAGCUAUAUAUUGUUAAAAUAUAGAUUCUUUUAGAUAAAUAUUUACAUUCUUAACCAAAAAUAAACAAGUUUGGAGACAUGAAACCUGGCAGUAAAGGUACUGUUUCUCCUGGGUGAUUUUCUGUAAAUAGACUUACAUAGAGAUGUAGACCUAUUGAUUACCGGUGUCACAUAAAGCCUACCAUAUCAUGUAUAUACAGGUUUUUAUUGUUAAAAAGUUUCAAUUGUUCAUCAAUAUUUAAGGUUGAAUGUUUGUUAUAAGAAGUAAAAGACCAUUUUUAUCCAGACGUGAAUGUUAUUGUUAUGUAUAUUUACAUAGUACAUUCUACAAACAGCUGUUAACAAUGAUGUCUAGAUUAUAAUGUCUUAAAAGGUAAACUGGAAUGUUUUAUAUAGACAUUCUGUGUAUAAGUCUAUAUAAAAAAAAUGUUAUAUGUACUUACUUAUUAUGUACCAUAUUCAUCCAUAUUUUACCUGCCAUGCUCAGUAAUAAGGCCAUCCCCAGUUUUCCAGACGAUGGUUCUGAAGACAUAAUGGGGUCCCAUUCAGGACAAGCCUCUGCCUGGUAUGUGUUUGACCCCAUGCUUUUGGAUGUAUGGUCCUUGUGGUUUAUUACAGGUCAAAUAUGUGAGAUGCCUAAUCAAAGGUGUGAUGGAUCUUAAAUAGAUAAACAAAAUACAUGGCAACAUUAUAUUGUAAAUGAGAAGAUAUUUUGUGUUUUAUUUUUUAGGUCAGAAACAUGUAGAAUAUAGACCUAAGAGCAGCUGUUCUAUAUGGUUGGAUAUGUUACACAGUUAUGAGUACUUGUUUAUCCAUUUGUUGAUUCACUUCUGUUGUAAGGGACCAGGUUCAAUAUUGGAUCAUCUUUAACCAUUCCAAUCCACAUUUUAUUUUCCUAAAAGGUGAAUUUAUUGCAAGUCUUUCUAAAGCAGUUUACUUUUAUUUAUGACAUUGAGUAUCAAUCUACAAACUUUUUUUUAACAUUAGUCAGUGAAACAGAUGAAGAUAAUGUACAUGUACUAGGAGUAUUGUGGAUUUCUCUUCUUUCAGUCAAAUGUUGGCCACUCAGCUUUGCCUCAGGGGAGACAAUCCUCAAUAUCUAUAGGAUAUUAUUCCACACUUCUGCACAUCUUUCUGUUAAGAGUUUAUGCUUAUUUGAUUCUUUACAAAUUAUGGCUUAGCUACAUACAGAAAACCGAUUGUAAUGUAUUAAAUGUACACUGCACUAUGGAUUUUUUUAAGUGUUUCAUCUUAUCAUGUAGUAUUUCCUUUUAUUUAUUCAUAUUUUAUGUAUUUUUCUAUCAACCAGAACUUGUAUGUUAAAAACAUGUAUUUAUGUACAUCAUGGGCUUUUGCAAAUAUAGUGUAAAUCAUUUUUAUUUGUCUGAUUAUCAAAUUAUCUAUAUGAAUUAAAUUAGACUUUCCCCGUAAUGAUAUCUUUGAGAAUAGAUAUUAACACAGAUACAGAGAUUUGUAGGUGUAAUAUUAAACCAUGAAAAACAGAUAAUCAUUAUGCGAGGAAACCAAACCUUGUCUAGUCUAACCAUAAGGACCAAAUUGCUCUUAUUUUGAUUUUAAGCUUGCAAUGUAAAGAAUUUUAAAAUAAAACCAUGAGUAAAAAAGGUGUGUUUCAGACUAAACUAAAACUAUUUUUGAAUUAUGUUGUUGUCUUUUUUACAAUAUAUUAGUAAUUAUUGUUGAUAUGUGUGCAUCCUUAAUAGAAAGAAAAAUGCAUUGAAGAAGUCUUCAAAUUAUGCAAGAUAACAAUACAAAUUUGUGAAUUAAAUUGUGAAUUAAGAGAGCGAAAAAUAAAAGGUGUUUUUUUUCAAGCGAUCGUUAAUUUAUUAAGUGAUGUAACAAUAUUUCUCUACACAGUUUCAGUUCACUGCAAGUAAUUUUCAAUUUAGAAGCAAUUUGGUUCUGGUAUUGUGUAUAUUGUUAACAUUGUUGAUAGAAUUUUAUAAACAGUUGGUGUAUUUCUGAAUGUUAUAUCACUAAUGCAUGUAUGUAUGGGGGCAGCAGUGCAAUUGGGAUGUACCAACCCAAAGGUUGCAGCGAUUACAAUAUUGGAAUUAAAUAUUAAUAUAAAGAU